Molecule: messenger RNA, 4999 nt
Organism: Electrophorus electricus (electric eel)
Lineage: Eukaryota; Metazoa; Chordata; Actinopteri; Gymnotiformes; Gymnotidae
Gene: syne3
Product: spectrin repeat containing, nuclear envelope family member 3
Biological process (GO): nuclear migration
Cellular component (GO): meiotic nuclear membrane microtubule tethering complex; nuclear outer membrane; cytoplasm
Molecular function (GO): actin filament binding
Source: RefSeq, a predicted model, not a curated record
CUAAAAGGCCUGCACUACAGUAACGAUCGCUUACUUCCGAUCCUCGUUCAACUUUGUACUUCGAGGGAUAUUAAGGUCAUUUUCUACUUCGAAUGCACACUUAACAGUCUACCACAGGCCCAUGACACAGCAGGAACAGCAUGAGUUUCGAGAGAGCCUUGAGGAAGCCCUGGCCUGGAUGCAGGCAAUCCAGGAGAGGCUCAGGCUCAGUGACAACACUCAAGGGCCUAGGGAAGAACUGGAAGCCAGGCUGAGGGAGACAGAGGAAAUCCGGGACUCGGAGCAGGAGGGUCGGCUGAAGAUGGAUGCGGUGCUGGUGGCUGCUGAUGCCCUCUUGAAGAAUGGAGAUGAUGAGAUGAAGAACCAGACUCACUCCAAACUUAAAGACCUGAAAGCUCUGUGGGAGGAGACAUCCACCUAUAUUGUCCAUUGCCACAGCCGUAUAGAGUGGGUGUGGCUGCACUGGUCUGAGUACCUGAAGGCACACGAGGAGUUUGCUACGUGGCUGUUAAAACAGCAGGCGGUGUUGGGGCCACAGCCUGAGCUGCAGCUGGGCCUCCGGGAGAAGUUGUGGCAGGUGGACCACCACCAUGUGCUGUGCAGCGAUGUCAAGGCCCAGGCCGUGCUCCUGGACAGGCUCCUGGAUGAGGCUGCGGUGCUUUACAACCGCACCGAGGACCCGACGCUGGACGAGCGUGCUAUGGAAAGGCUGCAUGGGGCCUACAACAGUGUCUGCGCCAGAGCCGAGGAAAGGAUGGCUCUGGUUCAGAAAGUUGCAGAUGAACACCAGAAAUACCAAAACUGCGUUCAUGAAUUCCAAAUCUGGCUGGUGUCAAAGAAAGAAGAACUCAGCCACUUCAAAGAGACAGAGGGCACUUCUGAGAAUAGACUCCAAGCCCUUCGGGAGCUGGAAGCCAGCAUUGCCCAGGAGGAGGAAGCGUUGCUGGCCGUCGAAGGCCAGGCCGAAGCCGUGAAGGUGAACACAUCGCCGGCGGGAGCGGACCACGUCGCCGUGGAGGCGGAGCAGCUGCGGAUUGAGUGGCAGAGGCUGCGUCUGGCACUGGCGGAGGUCGACAUGGAGCUCGAGGGUGUGCUGGACGAACAGAGCCGGUACACGGACCUCCGAGAGGAGCUGGAGGCAGGUAUCGGCGAGCUCCGGACCCUGGUGCGGAGGAUGAGUCAGGAGCUGGAGGGGAAGGAGGUGGAAAGGAGCGAGGACCACAUGGUGGCCCAGUGGAGGAAAUACACGAGCGUACGGAACACGCUGUUGGCAGAGGAGCCCAGGGUGGAGCAGCUCAGAGCUCAGCUCAAGGAAUUAUUCAGGUUCCCCCAGCACUGCAGAGAGCUUUCUGACCAUGUGCUGGUUGCGGUUAAGGAGUACCAGAGUCUGAAAGGCAGGUUGUCCAGGCUGUCCUCGGAAAGUGAGACUGCGCUGAGACAGGCUCUGCAGGACCCGCUCCAUGGCUUCAGCCAGUGGAGUCACAUGGUGUCACAGGUGCUGGAGACCUCGGCGGACGUGACGGAGUUCUCCCACAUCGCUCUGCUUGUGCAGAACAUUGAGAAGCUCCUGAAGCACAGCGUGCAGCUCCAAGAGCGGCUGAGCCUGCUCCAGGUGAAGGCCGACCUGCUGGGCGCCGUCUUUGGCCAGGAAAAAGCUGAGAGCUUGCUGGAGGAGCUGGGUGCUGACGUGAGGAAGAGGGAGACACUGCACAGCCAACUCCUGCAGAGGAAGAGUGAGCUCCAGGGGUUGAUAUCAAGAACAAAGGACUUUGGCGAUGCCUAUGACUCUAUUUACAAGAAGCUGGCUAUCAUCAGGGAGAGAUUCCAGGCAGCAGAAGGACUCCAACCCGAUAUUCUGGCCAAGAAGAGUCAGGGUGACCAGCUAAAGGUCAUUAAGAGGGACCUGGAGGAGUGCGAGGCUCACAUCACAGCCCUGGAGACGCUGGUGUCCUCCAGCCCGACCAACAGGACCAAGUUCGAGCAUCUCUAUGCAGACUGGAAACUGCUUUAUAAAGCCGUACGGGUGAGGGUGAAUGAGAGUGAGGAGAGUAUUUCAGAACAUGAGAGUUUCCAUGACAGUCUGCUCAACGUGGAGAAAUGGCUGAUGAUUAUGAGGCAGAAGCUGGAGUCCUUUCGCAGACCAAGUGGAGACUGGAGCGUGGAGAACCGGCAGCACGAAGCAGAGAGAGCGCUUGGCGAGUUCCCAGAGAAGGAGCUGCAGCUGCACCGUACGGAAGGCCAGGGUCAGGUCGUGCUGGCCAAGACCUCUGAGGAGGGCAAAGUUCACAUUCUGCGUGACCUCAAGCGCCUCCGUGAAUCCUGGGUGGCCCUCCAUGAGCUCAGCCUCAACUUGUUCAGGCUUUUGAAUGGCAAUGGGAUGACAGGGGAGACCGGUUCAUCAUUCCACACACCUGAGGCCUUAGAUCAGGUAGAUCAUUCCCAGGGGUUUGAUCAGAGAGGAGCGCAGGUGGUGGGACGGAGUGUGCUGAGAGGCAGUGGUCCCAUAAGCGGAGACGAGGCAGUUGACCAGCCAGGUCAAGAGCUUGACCUUUGGGCCUUGGGUUCAAGCCGAGGACUGGUGGGGAUGUUUGCCCUCGGUGGCACGACUGAAGUGGAUGACUGGAAGAUCCAUCCAGGAGGAACCGAAAAUAUCCCAGAGCUGACAGGGAGAACCGACGAUGAAGCGGACUCGUUUGCACUUAGCCGAGGUUAUGGGGAGGUGGGCGGGGAGUUUGAGGAAGGCGGAGACUUCUCUGGAGCGGGGGUGGGGAGAAAAGGCCGACCAAGGGGUGGAGAGUGGACCGGAGGUGGGGUAAGAGAGCACCUGACCGGGAUAGAGGAUGUGGAUUUUCAGGGAGGACGCGGCUUAGCGAGUACUGGCCACUAUGGCAGUGCUAAGCAGAGUGGCGCUAAGUCUCCUCACAUGCCUGGGCUCAGGGAGCACAUCGUUGCCUGUGAUCCUGAGCUCAGACAUAGGCAACCAUCUCCAUACAAGACAGCUUCAAUCAAUGCCGCUCAUGGCCCAGAGCAUGUCACCCAGAGGGGUUCUCAGGCGAGAGAGCAGCAUACCGAUUGGGAAGCUCGCCGGAGAGAAUUUGAGGCCUGGCUCUGUAAGGAGAACAGCAAACUUGCAGGGGUUGUAAACAACCAAAGAAAUUUGAGCACCAAAGAACUGAAGAUAAGGCAGGAUGCACUGAAGAGUUUGCGCGCUGGCUUGACACAAGGACAGGCUCGGUUCCAGGAGCUGAUGAACUCCUGGCAGUCAGAGGCUGCAGCAGAGGAUGUGAGUCUGGAGGAGCUACGCUACAGAUGGAUGCUCUAUAAAUCCAAACUGAAGGAUGCAGGAAAUCUCAAAGCUAACAGGCACAAGGAUGAAGGUGUCCAGGAGCACAUUCGAUCCAGAAAGCGGCGGUGCUGCGAGGUCCUGCGGAGGGCUUGCUGUGCUGCUCUCCCCCUCCAGCUGCUGCUGCUGGCCCUGCUGCUGUUGGCUUUCCUGCUGCCCCUGAUGGACGAGGGCGCCAGCUGCUCGCUCUCAAACAACUUCGCCCGCUCCUUCAGCAUCAUGCUGCGCUACCAUGGGCCACCGCCCACCUGAACCACGCGCACUGGCAAGAGUCCCGUCUCGUCCCCCAUCCUCCCCCGCCAGUGGAUAUCUCACACCAGGAGAUGUGUUGAACCUUAGGAUAUGGGGAAACGAAGAAGAGCCUGCUGAGAAACACACUGGAUCUUAUGCUGCAUCCUGUGGGGUGUGCUCUUUUAGCUUCAUAUUUCUCACUCUGCUUGGCCCAGCAGAAAGGAGCUGCUCUGUGUGUGUGCGUUUGUGUGUGUGUGUGUGUGUGUGUGUGUGUGUGUGUGUGUGUGUGUGUGUGUGUGUGUGUGUCUGAGUGGGAGGAUAGCUUUGACACUCGUACCCUGUUCCACAUGACUCAAGCUGUUCCACUCUCUUCAUCCAUUUGGAGAAGCCUGUGGUGCUUUUCCUGAGAGCACGACCCAUUUACAUGACAUUUCUGUCCAAGUUCACUGAAGGCCUGGACAAUGCUUUACAGCUCCACUAGAGUCUGUGCUCCCUGACAUCAGUUGCCCUCUCAUUUCUCUGAUGCAUUUUACGCACUACCAACAAGCACUGUUUGCAGAGACUUUUCAUUUUAAUUUCAUUUUAAUUUCUGUCAGAAACGUCUAAACUUUCUAACUACCAUUAUUUUUGGCUACAUAGCAACUAGGUUGACAGUUUUUAUGCUCAUAGGGUACUGUGCAUUCUGAUGUUGGCUGAAAUACCAUUCAAUCAUUCUAGAAAUCUCAAGGCAGCAAGUUGCCUAAACAUUCGUGUUUGACAUGCACCAUUACUAACUUAUGUCUCUGUAUAAUAUUUAACAGCGCACAAGGCUGUUUUCUAAGGGAUGUUUUUAAGUUUUAAGUUUUGCCUUUUGAAUUGAUUCAUUGUGGUUAUCAGUUCUCACCAACACAUACCUUAAAAGGUGCCUUGUUGGCAUCUAUGUCAGUCUUCAUUUUAUAAUGUUUCUCUGCACCUCAUGGUGUCUUGGUUCAUGCUGUGACUGAGAUGUCAUUCUUAGUUUCUUCUCAUCAGUGCGUUUUGUAAAGUGUCCUGCUUGCAGGGUGAAAAUUGCCCAGUGUGGAGACAGUGUCCUUUUUUGUGCAUGUUUUGAAAUGGUGCCGUGACCCCCUCUAAACUCUGACCUCUGACUUUUUUCCGUUUGCUUUUCUCAGCUGGGAGUACUGUGGACCCUACUGUUGCUACAGCAACCAUGACCAAAUCUUUUUUUUUUUUUUCUUAUUAGAAUCCCAUCAUGAAGAUCUUAGUUACAGCAACUGAAUGGCAGUUUAAAAGUUUUUAUAACGAGUUUGUAUGCAUUGUAUUUUAACUGUAUUAUGUAGAAUGAUGUUUUAAAUGCUUUACAGACGGGCACUACAUCAUUGUCUGUAGAAGUAUAAAGGCUUUGUGUGUGUGUGUGUGUGUGUGUGUGUGUGUGUUUGUCUGUGU